Molecule: messenger RNA, 5036 nt
Organism: Pecten maximus
Lineage: Eukaryota; Metazoa; Mollusca; Bivalvia; Pectinida; Pectinidae
Product: receptor-type tyrosine-protein phosphatase kappa-like
Exons: 22
Coding region: 425-2512 (695 amino acids)
Biological process (GO): protein dephosphorylation
Molecular function (GO): protein tyrosine phosphatase activity
Source: RefSeq, a predicted model, not a curated record
GAUUGUGUUCCUCAGCAGUACGGCGUUAGAUGUGAACAGGACUGCUCCACGAAAUGUCAAGACCGACUGUGUGAGAAAGUCAACGGGAACUGUUAUAAUUGUGUUCCUCAGAAGUACGGCAUUAAUUGUGACCUUAAUUGCUCAACAAAUUGCCUGAAUAUUCAAUGUGAGAAGGACAAUGGGGAAUGUUAUGGUUGUACUAGAGGAUUUUACGGUACAAACUGUUCUAUGACGUGCAAUACCAGUUGUGCUAAGUGUGAUCAGCUGAGCGGGGAAUGCACCGAAUGUAAGGCGGGUUUAUACGGAACGAAAUGCAACAUUGACAUGUGGACAUUGCAGCAUUUGUACAAAGGAAUCCGGUAUAUGUGUGACCGAAUGUGAUCCUGGUUACCAAGGGGAUUUCUGUAAUACAAGACAAGCCCAAAUGUCUGGAAGUCCACCACCAACAGUUGACGCGGGGCCAAUAGUAGGAGGUAUUGUAGGGGUGAUUGUUGUCGCUGUCAUCGCUAUUGUUGUUGUCAUCCUUAUCAGAAGAGGUCGCUUGAGUGCCGGUAAACAGGAUUCCUUUACUGAUAUCGGUCGUUCCAAUGUACACAAGAAGAACGUAUACAGCGAACCAUCAGGAACAGAACACCUGUCUGUCAAAUCUGAGACGGCAGCGAAAAACAUCUACAGUAAUACAUCAGAUCCAGACGGACAACCCGAGAACUCCGCCAAUGUGUAUGUAAACACUGAGCAGGUUGCCAGACAAUCCGGAGCUGGUGAUAGCGUCUACUAUAAUUCCGGUCCUGUUGGAUUUCCUGUCUCCAGCCUCAAAUCUCUCGUUCAAACAAAAAUGAAAAACAAGGCGAAGGCUUUCGAGAACGAAUACAAGUCUAUACCGUCUGGAGAUUUACACGACCAUAAAGUUGGAAUGUUACAACAAAACAAGGCAAAGAACAGAUUUAAAACCACGUUUCCCUACGACCAUUCCCGUGUGAUUCUUGAUAAAGUUGGAAAAGACCCACACUCCGAUUACAUCAAUGCCAACUACAUCGAUAGUGUUACAAAAACUGCGGAAUACAUAGCAACCCAAGGACCGAGGCCUGGCACUGUGAAUGAUUUCUGGCGGAUGAUAUGGCAGCUGCAGACCGGCCAAAUUGUCAUGUUGACAAAUCUCAUAGAAAGCGGAAGGCCGAAGUGCGACAAGUAUUGGCCAGAGGAGGGAGAACCAUUGACCACUACUAAUUUCAACAUUAUCCUGGACAGGGAAAGAUCAUAUGCCUUCUACGUCAUCCGUGAUCUUACAGUCACUGAAAAGAAGACGAGGUCAGUACGUCAGAUACAUCAGUUCCACUACACCACGUGGCCCGACCACGGGACUCCAGACCCAAACGAACUCGUUGUCUUCCACCGCCGUGUGAUGAACUACGGUACUGUCUUGAAAGGGAAAAUGGUUGUUCAUUGCAGUGCUGGCAUAGGCAGAACAGGAACAUUCAUUGCCCUAGACGCUCUUUUGGAAUACGGGAAGGAGUGUGGUAGAAUUGACGUAAUGCAAUACAUAAAAACCAUGCGGAAGGAUAGGAUCAAUAUGGUUCAAACUGCUGAACAAUACAUAGCUAUACACCAGCUCCUUAUAGAAGCCUUUGAAAUGCCAGACACACUGAUUCCGAGAAUGAAGUAUCAUGCAGCACUUACUUCUGGCUCCAAUGGCGGCCCAACGAACCAAACAAAGCUCAGGAAGGAAUACCAGCUGAUACAAAAUAUGAAACCAGCUUACGAUGAGACAAGCUACAGAACCGCCCUACUGCCAUCUAACACGAUGAAGAACAAGACCUUAUCUGUCGUUGCAGUUGACACGUUCAGGGCGUACCUUCGAUCAUAUGCUGACUGUAGAACGGACUACAUUAAUGCCGUGUCAGUGCCAUCCUAUACAUCCAAAACUGGGUACAUCGUCACACAGACUCCUCUUGAGGAUACCGUGGUGGAUCUGUUGACGAUGAUAAUGGACCACAGCUGUCAAACAAUUGUCAUCAUUGAGCCGGACGACAUUGACUGGCUUCCAGGGGCAGGUGAAUAUAAAUUCAUCGGGAAUUUUACGUUGGAACACAAAGGAAAGUUUUCAACAAUAGCAAAUGUCGUAUUGCUAGAAAUCGCAAUAGAAAACGCGGAAAAGAGCUUCAAUGCCACUGUUAAAGUGUUUCAUAUGACUGGAUGGGGUAGAGAAUCAUCAGUCCCAAAGGAUUCGUCAAUGUUGCUUCACCUGCUGGAACUUAUUGACAGCAGACGCAAAUCCGACGAUACCAAGACAACAAUAGUCAUGUGUCGUGAUGGCUAUUCCCAGAGUGGGCUGUUCUGUUGUAUCAGUAAUGCCCGAGACCAAAUGAAGAGUGACGAAGAAGUAGAUAUCUUUCAGAUUUCACGUCAGCUGCUUGUGCGACGUCCAGCAUUUGUGAUUAAUUUUGACCAGUACCAAUACUGCUACAACAUAAUAAAAGACUAUCUUGAUACCACCGACGUAUACAUGAACUGAUUAAUGAGUACCUGGAUACCACUGACGUGUACGUGAACUGAUUAAUGAGUACCUGGAUACCACCGACGUGUACAUGAACUGAUUAAUGAAUACCUGGAUACCACCGACGUAUACAUGAACUGUUUAAUGAGUACCUGUAUACCACCGACGUAUACAUGAACUUAUUAAUGAGUACCUGGAUACAACCGACGUGUACAUGGAAUGAUUAAUAAGUACCUAGAUAUUACCGACGUGUACAUGAACUGAUUAAUGAGUACCACCUGGAUACCACCGACAUGUACAUGAACUAAUUAAUGAGUACCUGGAUACCGCCGACAUGUACAUGAACUAAUCAAUAAGUACCUGGAUACCACCGACGUACACAUGAACUGAUUAGUAAGUACCAGGAUUUUUACCGACGUACACAUGAACUGAUCAAUGAAUCCCCUAAUACCAUUGACGUGUACAUGAACUGAUUAAUGAAUCCCCUGAUACCAUUGACGUGUACAUGAACUGAUUAAUGCGUACCUGGAUACCAUGGACAUGUACUUAUACAGAUUAAUAAGUACCUGGAUACCACGAACGUGUACAUGAACUGAUUAAUGAGUACCUGGAAACCACUAACGUGUACAUCAACUGAUUAAUCAUUACCUGGAUACCACUGACAUGUACAUCAACUGAUCAAUGAGUACCUGGAUACCAUCGCCGUGUACUUGAAAACAUGUAUUUUAAACCGAGUAUAAGUUCUUAAAUGUACCGCUUUCGCUUUAAUAGUUUACCGAAGACUCAUACUCUAGAAUUGUUUCCGUAGUAAACAGUGAUAUGUUACAGCUAUACUAAGUUUUAACAAUGAAGUGAAAAUGCUGAAUCAUCCAAGGAAACUAUUUUUAUAUACUUUAGCUUACUUUGGCGACUGUUACACUUUAUCCUGUAAAUAUCUAAAUCCUUCUAUUUGUUAACAUUUUUGUCAAGGACGCGACGACAACCAAUCUAAGUUCACAUAUACAUUGUUUUAGCCAUUAAUUAGCAUGCAUCUUCACUCCUAACGUUAGGAAGUAAUUGUGCUGUUAGUUAUACAGAGGAACAUUUAACUCAGUCAUGUUUUCAAUCAGAUGACAAAAUAUUGCUCAUAAAACCUUAAGCCAAUAACAUUUUUAUAGAAUUAUUAACACAACUGAUGUUUGACAUAUCACUUUUUGUCAGUGUCUGUAAUUUGCUGCUCUCAGUUCGACGUUUCUAUUACUAUAUUUUAAUAGAUAUUUAAUCUUAAGCACAUUUAUUUUAUUUUACGUUUCAUAAUUUUUUUGUGUGAAUUUGAAGCAUAUUUUACAAUUUUACAUUGCUUUAAAUAGAAUGAAGGGUUAUUGCAGCAUACUUGUACAUUUUUAUCAGAAUUAAAUGAAAGGUGCUGACCGGUUUUUCAUCAAGUUUACCCUGAGCGAUACUGCAUUUCAGGUUUUAAGCCAAGUAGAAUGGCCUCAUAUCUUAUUAUACAAAUAUAAACGGUGACCCUUUUUAUAAGGUAAAUCACUACGAAUAAUCAUGUUCUACUUUCGCUAAAUAUACGUUUUAUAUCACUACUCUCACUGGAGUAAGAACUACGUUUUUCCGAUACUUUUAUAUUUCCAUGUCGAUAACCCUGCUUUUACUUGCUACAUCGAUUUACAAUGCAUAUACAUCCAUUUUCUUUAUUGUAAAUUGCUGAAUAUCAUAUUUGAUUUUUUAAUUUUUCUUUUCUUUUUAUUUCCAACCAUACGUAUACGUCAAAACAGUGUUAUAAGAAUGUAUUUGUUAAUUCACAUAAGUGUUAGACCAAGGAAAAAAAUCAUGUUGUCAUAUUAAAAAAAACCUGAACAUCAAUUACUUCUAAUUGUUAUAACGGUGUGUUCAACACUCAAAUGAUUUCUUUCAUUCUCCAACAUCAAGUUUAAUUUUCAGAACUAUAGGAUCAAUUACUUCUAAUUGUUAUAACGGUUUGUUCAACAUUCAAAUGAUUUUUUUCAUUCUCCAACAUCAAGUUUAAUUUUCAGAACUACAUGAUCUGUAGCCCUCAGAAUGUGCGUGGCAACUCGCCAGUAAAUGUGCAUCAAUGGUAUGAACAUCAAUGAUGUAAUGAAUUUCUUUUAUAUGUUUUAAUAAAUUGGAGUAUCCCCUCUUACUUGUAAUACUGGAUACCAUUGCAUACAUGUCAAUGCUAAUUUUGUUGUAAUAAUUUGGAAGGAUUUACAUAGGCUUUGUCUGAUGUCAACCAUUUGAUGUAUUGAAAAACAAUAGAAGAUUGUUAAAAUUAAACUGAUGCUAACACGAUAACUGACAAGCAUUUGAUCAAUUAAUAUUCUACACAAAGACCAACAGGAAAUUGCACUGAUUAUUCACCUCAAAAACCGAUUGGCUUAUUAGAAUAUUGAUAUUUGUUAUUGAAGAAGUCUCAAGUGCCCAAUUUGAAUAGCAUUUUGUCCGUUGUCAAGUGUCGUGCGUCAUCAGUUCGUAAACAAGUUACCUCUUCUACCUCUCUAAGAAACAAUGAAACGAUUUCUCAACGAAA